Drosophila gunungcola (fruit fly) is the source of this 483-nucleotide messenger RNA. It is a transcript of the gene Lcp9, whose product is annotated as larval cuticle protein 9. The coding region runs from base 149 to 427 and encodes 92 amino acids. Gene Ontology annotation, molecular function: structural constituent of chitin-based larval cuticle. Lineage: Eukaryota; Metazoa; Arthropoda; Insecta; Diptera; Drosophilidae. Gene Ontology annotation, cellular component: chitin-based extracellular matrix. The record is from RefSeq and is a predicted model, not a curated record. The transcript has 2 exons.
UGGAGCCAGUUAUGAAGGAAAUUUAUACGAUUGGUCAUUCCGGCCGGUAAAAUGUCAAGAGAAUGAGAGCUAUAAAAGCGCAGUAUUUGUCUGUUGUUAGUCAGAUUUGUUUCGCAAUCGAUCAGCACACCCAUCCUUUGAACCAAACAUGAAGUUCGUGAUUGUUCUCGCCUGCCUUCUGGCCGUGGCUUUUGCCAACGAGGAGGCCGAUGUCCUAAAGAGCGACUCGGAGGUGAACGUGCUGGACUUCAACUACGCCUACGAGCUGUCCAACCACAUUCGUGCCGUCCAAUCUGGAGCUCUGAAGGAGCACGACAACUGGGUGGUUUCCGGCGAGUACGAGUACGUGGCCCCCAAUGGCAAGACCGUCAAGGUCGUCUACACCGCCGACGACACCGGCUACCACCCAAAGGUUGUCGAGGCCUAAUCAAUGCGACACUUCUCUUAGCCCGAAAUAAAAUUUAAAUACAUUGCAGCAACGUA